Colletotrichum truncatum is the source of this 1368-nucleotide messenger RNA. Its product is annotated as traf-like signal. The record is from RefSeq and is a predicted model, not a curated record. Gene Ontology annotation, molecular function: zinc ion binding. Lineage: Eukaryota; Fungi; Ascomycota; Sordariomycetes; Glomerellales; Glomerellaceae.
AUGUCGCAAUCAGAGUUUCCUCCGGAGGACGAUGCCACUUUCUCUCAUCUCGUCCACGACCUGGUCGAGGAGGCGGUGCGGUCUGUCGAGGAGGUUCCCAUUCCCCUGGCGCCCCGGGCCCCCAUUCAAUGGCCCGUUGAGGAACUAGCAACCCGAGAAGCCAUACGAUACUCCCUCACGCCCGACAAGGUCAAAGAACUGCUCGACUUCUCCUCCCUCAACUAUACGGAAGAACCCGAUGACAACCUAAUCUGCCCCAUUUGCAAACUUGCCGUCAUUACUCCCAUCAUUACACCGUGUGAUCACACCUUCUGCCUCGAAUGCCUCAGGCGCCACUUCUUUACCUCGGACGCAUGUCCUAUUGAUCGAACGAGAUUUCGCGCCAAAGACUGCAAGACUUCCAGGCUCUUGACCAACAUGCUCGAUGCCUUGGUCGUGAACUGUCCUAAUACCGAGCGAGGGUGUGAUGAGACGAUGAAACGCGAAGAGGUGGUCAAGCACGCGAUCGGCUGUCGGUAUACUUUACAGGACUGUCCGGACAAGACGUGCAACAGAAGAGUGGAACAGUGGAUGGCCGCUUCAGGAAAGUGCUGGCACUUUGAGCAGACGUGCGAAUACUGUGAAGAGAAAAUGGAAGCGGCCUCGAUGGAGCAUCACAUUACCAAGUGUCUCAAGAAUACUACGGCCUGUUCUGAUUGCGGCGAGGCGAUCAAAGCGUCUGAGUUGAAGCAGCACCACGAAGAGAGCUGCGUUGAGGCGUCCGUUCUAUGUCAAUAUGGCGAAUACGGCUGUGGCCACGAAGCAGUCCGUAAGACGCUUAGCGCUCAUGAGGGUGAGUGCAUUUACAAGGUUGUCGCUAUCGUCGGCGAAAAAGUUAAGUCACAGGAGAAGCAAAUCAAAAAGCUUCAGAGGGAGAAGGAGGAGCAAGAACGCCAGAUCCUGGAGCUCAAGGACGAGCGGCGGGACUGCAUCUCGUGGGAUGAUGUCUUCAAUCUCAACAAUGUCCAAGGCGGCCCCAAGUUCAAGCCAACCGAAGCAGUUAUGACAAUAUACGAAGACAUGGAGCGUCGGAUGGAGGAACUUAAGAAAGAAUUCACCGAUCUCGAAGGUCGUCAGACAGUCAUGAUGCUCAACCAAGUUAUGCCGAUUAAGGAUCAGAUAACUGAGAUCCGGAGCAAUCUCGGUAUCCUCAAGAUGCACAUGGCUUGGCUCAUGAAUAAAAGCCGCGAGGAGGUGGAACGCAGCCGGCUGGCCAACCGCACUGUCAGCGGAACGAGCCGAACUCGAGGCAGUUCCGACAGCGAUGGUGAGGCGUCCUCCUCGUCGAGGCGCCUGAGCGAUGGAUCGAAUGGUAUCCCGCGACUUUGA